AUGAGCGACACGCGCUCGAUGCCGGCCGUGCUGCCAUUCAGUGUGGACACCUGGACAACGGAAACGGCAUCCAAGGCGCAGUUUUUGACUCAUGCUCACAAGGAUCAUACCGUGGGCAUCAGCCAGAACGCACGCCACAUGUACUGCACGGCCACUACCCUGCACCUCCUGCGCAUCAAGUUCCCCGAGCUGGCGGCCGCCAUUGACCGGGGUGACGUGCAAGUGACAGUCCUGCGGGACCCGGGGGAUAGUGCCAUCGGGGACACACUACACCUGUGGUCCGCUGGCGCCUGCGGCGGCUACCCCUACAGCGUAACGCCGCUGUUCCUGGCCAACCACUGUGCAGGCGCCGUGAUGCUGCUGUUUGAGAGCGAAGUGUGGGGCUCCAUCCUCCACACUGGCGACUGCCGCGUCACCUCGCGUCAGCUGCCUGACCUGGCCGCGGCUCUAGACGAGCUGCUCGGGGAGGGGCCGCACCUGGGGCUGCUGUGUCUGGACGUGACAGCGGGAGGCGGUCAAGACGGUGCCGACACCCUGGUGUGCGGGUGGGCACAGGGGUCUUGUGCUGUCAUCAUGCUGACGGGCGCCCUGCCACAAUUGUGA
Monoraphidium neglectum is the source of this 603-nucleotide messenger RNA. RefSeq lists its product as hypothetical. Gene Ontology annotation, molecular function: 5'-3' DNA exonuclease activity; damaged DNA binding. Bases 1 to 603 code for a protein of 200 amino acids. The transcript is spliced from 2 exons. Lineage: Eukaryota; Viridiplantae; Chlorophyta; Chlorophyceae; Sphaeropleales; Selenastraceae. Gene Ontology annotation, biological process: protection from non-homologous end joining at telomere; interstrand cross-link repair; double-strand break repair via nonhomologous end joining. The record is from RefSeq and is a predicted model, not a curated record.